AUGUUCAAUGAGAUCGAUGGGGACUUUGAUGAUGUGGCCACAAGGACUUUCAAGGUUGGCCUACCUGCCGAGCAUGAUUUAAGAAAGUCGUUGACCAAGAAGCCUGUAAAGAGUGUGUGUCGGCUCAUGGACCAUAUUGACGAGUAUAAACGGGUCGAAGAAGACCAGCAACAAGGGAAAGGGAAGACUAAGGUGGUUGGCACAGUGUUCAGGGAUCCAGUGCAUCAAGUCUUGGAAAAGAUUAAGAAUGAGCCAUACUUUAGAUGGCCAGAUAAAAUGGGAGGAGACCUAAUGAAACAUAAUCAAAGCCUUCAUUGUCAAUACCACCAGGAGCGAGGACACACCACAGAAAAUUGCAAAACUUUGUGGAAUCAUCUAAAACAACUGGUCAAAGAUGGAAAGUUAAAGCAAUUUCUACAUCAGCCUGGUAGGAAAAAUGGUCAGGUAGGAUCCAGAUCUCAAAGAGAUACUUCUUUAAGGCCACCUUUACGCACAAUUAAUGUCAUCCUCGCUGCUCCAGGGAGAACUAGUUCUCACCUCUCCAGGGUGAUGUUUGUAGCUCGGCCACCUACCGAGAAUUCUAACCCUGAGUCGAAAAGGGCUAGGAUGGAGAUCCAACCAGCGUUGAGUUUCUCGGAUGAGGACAAGGUUGGGACUAUACAGCCACAUGAUGAUGCCCUGAUUGAGGAGUUGGUUGGAAGCCAGUCCAUGGCUAAGCAGUGCUUGGUGGCUACAAUAAUGCAUCAACUAGGAGUUGAGUCCUCAGCCUCUGCUGAGAGGGGCUUAUAG
This is a messenger RNA of Quercus lobata, 789 nucleotides long. RefSeq lists its product as uncharacterized. The record is from RefSeq and is a predicted model, not a curated record. NCBI's taxonomy places the organism in Eukaryota, Viridiplantae, Streptophyta, Magnoliopsida, Fagales, Fagaceae. The transcript has 3 exons. Bases 1 to 789 code for a protein of 262 amino acids.